AUUUAUUCCUUCUCUACUUUUCUGAUUUCUCUGUAAGAUUUUCCAUUUCCAUUUCUCACCAUCCCCACACCCCAUGUUCUUUGUCUAAAUCUCUUCACACAUCUCCUCUUGUUCCCUUAAAAAAAAGGGGGGGGUUUAAGUUCCUCCAGAAAUUCCCAAUUUUUCUUUUUCUUUUUCUAUUUCCAUGGUGCUUUUGCAGAGAAAUGGAGUAUUUGUUUGUGUCUUUUUGCGUAAAAUGCUAAUGGGUUUGUAAGUUUAAGUCAUUUUCUCAUCUGGGUUGGUGAGUUUUCUUGUUUUUCCCUGUUCUAUUCAUAGCUGUACCCCUCUUUCUUUCUAUUGAUUCUUCAUCGAUUUUUGAGAGCCAUUUUGUUGUGUAAUUUCGUGGGUUGAACCUUUACUGCCUGAUUUCUACUUCUACGAGGUUCUCUGGUUUUUCUCUUGAUUUGUAAUAAACCGUGUGUUCAUUUUUGAGGUAGCAAUUGGUGAAACCUACCAAAUCUGAAUCUUGUACUAUGCAUUUUCUUUGCUGGAGAUUUGUUUGAUUGAAUUUAUAUUUGGUAAAGAUUUUAAUCUGGGUCUAAAGGGUAUCCCCCAUUUUUCCAUUUUUCCAAUUUCUCCCUCUUUUGAUUUGGAUCCCCACACUUCGCCAUUGGCGCUGGAAGAAGAAACUCUUCUUUCCCCCUCUUUCUUUCUUUUUUCUUGAAGAAGGGGUUGAGAUUUCUGGGGUUUUCUUCAAUUACUGCUUGGUUUUCAGAGUGAUGCCUUCUGAAGGUGUCCAACAAUGGCGAAUCUCGUUCCUGGAGUGCUUCUCAAACUGCUGCAGCACAUGAACACAGAUGUGAAGGUUGCUGGAGAGCACAGGUCGACGUUGUUACAAGUUGUGAGCAUAGUUCCGGCAUUGGCCGGAGGCGAUCUCUCACCGAAUCAAGGUUUUUAUCUCAAAGUCUCUGAUUCUUCUCAUGCCACAUAUGUCUCACUCCCUGAUGAACAUGGUGAUCUGAUUCUUAGUGACAAGAUUCAAUUGGGUCAGUUUAUUCAUGUCGAACGGCUUGAGGCUGCUUCCCCAGUCCCCAUUCUUCACGGAGUUCGACCGGUGCCCGGUCGACACCCUUGUGUGGGGAGCCCUGAAGAUAUUGUUGCUACUCAUUCUCCUGGGUUUCUUAACAAUAAUCCUAAUUUGAAACCUUUGGACAAAUUGAAACCGACCCCGAAAGUUUUAGGCCUUGGCAUUGGUGGGGAGAAGGAGAAAUCUGCGCCUGUGAGACUCAACGGCAAUGCCAAGGAGGAUAAGAUUGAGAAGAGAGCCUCACCCUUGAGUAGAUCCAAGUCUCAGGCGUCAAAAUUGACAGUGAAUGUAGAUGUGAAGAAGGAGCCUCUGACGAGGCUAAAGUCGAUGAAUUCACGGUCUAUACCCUCAUCUCCAACAAGCUGUUAUUCAUUGCCUUCUUCAUUUGAGAAGUUUGCCAACAGCAUUAAGCAGCAGGGGAAGGUUAAGGCGUUGUCUAAUGGAACAGCCAAGGUAGGAGCGGUUGAAAAGACGAAUCCUGUUCGUUCAGCCAGUCCUGUCACCAAGAAGAUGGGAGUGGGACAUCAGAUCAAACAUUUAGUUCAGGGCAUUGAGGUUGGGGCCAAGGCUCUGAGGAAGAGUUGGGAAGGGAAUAUGGAGACAAAAAGAAGAGACAAUUCGAUCUUAAGGGCAAGCAAACUUGAUCCCAAGCCUGAAGCUCGGGUUACUACCCCGAGAAGAAGUACAUCAAGUGACAAGUUGCCAUCAAGAGAGGAGAAUAGGAUUCAGAUGCCUGCAAAGUCAUCUAAAGAUGAUCAUAGCGUGCACGCAUCUUCAAAGAAGAAUGCUGCUAAUGGAGCUUUAGAUAAUCAGGAAAGGUCAAAUAGACAAAAAUCUUCUAGUGGAAGGAAAUCUUCCUCAAGUGAUGCAGCCGGAUUCCCAGGAAACUUGGUGAAAAUUCCUCUUAAUAAUAAAAGAUUGAGUGAAGGGAGUGUUUCAUGGGCUUCACUUCCAUCAUCUCUUGCCAAGCUUGGGAAGGAAGUUAUGAGGCACAGAGAUGCUGCACAAGCAGCAGCAAUAGAGGCUAUUCAAGAAGCUUCGGUGGCAGAGAGCUGUCUACGAUGUUUAAGUAUAUUUUCUGAGUUACAUACUGCUGCGAAAGAAGACAAUCCACAGCCUGCGGUAGAACAGUUUUUGACCCUUCAUGCGAGCCUAACCAAUGCUCACAUGGUAGCUGAAUCUCUUUCGAAAACUAGUCUCUCUGGUUCGACCAAUGAGGGCGAAGAAACUGCUUCAGAAGAAACAAUGAAGGUCACGUUAAUGGCAAGAAAACAGGCAUCUGCUUGGGUCCAGGCUGCUUUGGCCACUAACCUUUCAUCAUUUGCAAUUUACAGCCGUGAUCCAUCAUUGGCUCUAAACCCGACCUCAUCUCUAUCUCAAAACCAAAAGAGUGCAUCUGCCAAUCAGCCUAUAGUGGUUUUAGAAAACUCAUCUAAGAACAGCUCGUCGAAAUCUCAAGGGAAGGUCCGCCAGAUGAUAAGCUCUAAACCUAUUGGAUCAGGAAAUCUAAGUCGAACAAAGGAAGGAGUGACACUGGGUCAGAAGGUGCAGCCUCAACCUCCACCAGAAUGGAUAAGAGGAAACGGUAUUGACGAAGCAGUCGACUUAGCUGAGAUGUUACGGCUGCAAUCCCAGGACUGGUUCUUGACAUUCAUGGAAAGGUUUUUGGAUGCAGGUGUCGACACUGCAGCCUUGUCAGAUAAUGGACAAUUAGCAGGAAUAUUGACUCAGCUGAAAAGUGUAAACGACUGGUUAGAUGGCAUAGCUUCUAGCAAGGAUGAAGAAGACACCACUCACAUUUCGACUGAGACGAUCGACAGGCUGAGGAAGAAGAUCUACGAGUAUCUUCUCAUGCACGUCGAGUCUGCAGCCGCUGCACUUGGUGGGGGAUCACAGCCACUGCCACAGCAGAUACAAGCAACUGAAACAAAAGCAAGAAGGUAACUGUCAAAUAUCGGUGUUGGUUUGAUCUUAACAUGAAUUCUUCACUGUGCCCUGAGUUCGGUGUUGAGCAUUAAAUCAUGUACAUAACUUCUGCAUCGGUUCACGUCAUAGAUGAAAAGUGGCUAUUAGUGGUAUGGAAGGAUUAAGGAGUUAGAUUACGGUUACCAUUCUCUUUUCUUCUUUUUAAUUUAUGGGAUUUGAUUACUGAAAUUUAUACAAACAUGGGUUUGUUCAGUUCAGCUUUACACAUAUAGUCAAUUGUACAUUCUGUUGUUAGUGAGAGUGCAUAUUGAUGUUCCUGAAGAAGCAGAUAAUUUAUUCUAUUUGUUUUAGUA
Messenger RNA from Benincasa hispida (wax gourd), 3345 nucleotides. Its product is annotated as GPI-anchored adhesin-like protein, putative (DUF936). The record is from RefSeq and is a predicted model, not a curated record. NCBI's taxonomy places the organism in Eukaryota, Viridiplantae, Streptophyta, Magnoliopsida, Cucurbitales, Cucurbitaceae.